CGCGUGUAUCGCUGCCGACAUUGACUUGGACUGCCCGCUUACCGCUCUGCUCUGGCACGACCACAGGGGGACAACUCCUGCUGCUUGCUGCUUGCCGCGCCUUCGCUCACGACAGACAUGUCUUCGCAAGAGGACGAGCCGCACGACGCCGACAGCAGCGCCCAGAACCUCAAGAAGAGACGGGUGCAGCGCGCGUGCGACGUCUGCAGACGCAAAAAGAUCCGAUGUGACGGAGGGCAGAUGCCGAACAACCGCUGCUCAAACUGCGUGACAUACAACUAUGAAUGCUCCUACAUCGAAGCUGCAAAGAAACGCGGCCCCCCUAAAGGAUACGUAGAAAGCCUGGAAACCCGUCUCGAGAAGAUGGAAAAGCUCCUCAACAAGCUGUGUCCCGACGCCGACUUUUCCAAGGAACUGGGCGGUCACUUUGACAAGGCCGCUUGGCUCGCCGAGCGCGACGACAGGGCUGGCCGGUCGACCGCUGCGCAAGGCGUCCAAGUCGUCUCGUCUGCCACUCCCCACGCACAGCCCACCGAUCCGGACGAGCUCGAGCCCAGCGACGACGAAGUCAUGGCGCACUACACGCUCGUCCAGAGUCUCCGUCGCAUGCGCAUCAACCCGAAUGCGCUCCGGUUCUUUGGAAAGUCGAGCAGCAUCAUGUUCGUCCGGACCGCCAUGGACCUGAAGCGGGAGUACUCCGGAAACAGCGAUGAGCCCUUACCAGAGGGUAUCCACGCCCGCCCGGAGCUGCUCUUCGGCCGUCGGCGCCAAGGCCACUACAGCCUGCAUCCCUGGCUCUCAGCGCAAAUGCGCGAAGAGCUGGAACCGCAUAAGCCACAAAACUUCCCCGAGGACGACCUGAUGUGGAAGCUGAUCGAUUUGUACUUUGUCAACGUCAACGUCUACCUCCCGUUCCUCCACCGGCCCACGUUCGAGAGAGGCGUCAGAGCCGGCCUGCAUCUCGACGACGAGGGAUUCGGGUCGACGGUGCUGCUGGUGUGCGCUAAUGGGGCACGCUUCACUGAUGAUCCGCGUGUGCUCCUGCCGGAUGGCGACAAGGGAGAGAAGAACAGCUUGUCGUGUGGCUGGGAGUGGUUCAAGCAGGUGCAGAUGAUCCGCAAGUCGCUGUUGGCACCUCCGCAGUUGUACGAUCUUCAGAUAUACUGCCUCACUGCGUUGUUCUUGCAAGGAUCCUCUGCCCCUCAAGCUUGCUGGACUAUCAUCGGCGUCGGCAUUCGCAUGGCUCAAGAUGUGGGCGCCCACCGCAAGAAAGUCUACAAUGCGAAACCAACAGUGGAUGAAGAGCUAUGGAAACGUGCAUUCUGGGUCUUAGUGGCAUUAGACAGGUCGAUGAGUUCUGCUCUUGGACGACCGUGUGCGAUCCAAGAUGAGGACUUCGAUCUCGACCUGCCGACGGAGUGCGACGACGAAUAUUGGGAAACCCCAGAUCCCGAUCUAGCGUUCAAACAACCUCCCGGGAAGCCGUCCGUGAUAGCGUUCUUCAACUGUUUCAUCAGACUGAACCAAAUUCUGGGAUUUGCACUUCGUACUAUCUACUCGAUAAAUAAGUCCAAGGCGCUGCUGGGCUUCGUGGGCCAGCAGUGGGAGCAGCACAUCGUGGCCGAGCUAGAUUCGGCUCUGAAUAAAUGGAUAGACUCUGUCCCUGAUCACCUGCGAUGGGACCCGAACAGGGAGAACAUCACGUUCCUGAACCAAUCCGCCCACCUCUACGCUUCUUAUUACAUGCUGCAGGUCUCCGUGCACCGUCCGUUUAUCCCUUCCCCGCGCAAGCCAUCACCGCUAUCCUUCCCAUCGCUCGCUAUCUGCACCAACGCUGCACGAUCAUGCACGCACGUCAUGGACAUCCAAUACAAACGCACCGGUGGCCCUCUGUAUCUCAACAUGAUGGCGACGUUCACCUCUGGGAUCGUGUUGUUGCUCAACAUUUGGGGCGGUAAGCGGUCGGGGCUCUCGACGGAUCCUAAUAAGGAGAUGGCCGAGGUGCAUAAAUGCAUGAAGAUGCUCAAGUGCAUUGAGCCCCAGUGGCACACAGCUGGCCGGCUGUGGGAUAUCCUAUACGAACUUGCGUCCGUAGGCGACCUGCCUCUACCGGGCACACCCCCGAGCCACAAGCGCGAACGAGACUCAGACAGCCCCAAAUCCUCCACAUCGAACGCCUCGAACGCCCCAACACCCUCCGACCUCCCCACCAUGGACACCACACAACGCAGCAUCGCAGGCUCACGACGAGUCUCACGAGACACAUCCUCAAUGGCCGCAUCCAUUUUCGGGCGGCAGCCUAUUUCGCCGCAGGUCGUGACAAGCCCCGAGGGGCCCAUCAACGGGCUUGAUCAGCCCAACAUGCACAGCUUCGCGCUCCCUAUUCAUAGCGACGAGCUUGGGCGGCUGCCGUUGCACCCCGGGUUCUCGAUGGACGGCCAUGUGCACUCGCCGAUGGGCAACGCGUGGUACACCGCAGGCCCAUCCAGCGCCGUCUCCCCCCUCGCGAGCACCUCGCAAGCGGGCGCGCUGAACGGCGCCGAGCUGGACCCGGCGCUCACGUCGCUGUUUGCGAUGCCGAACCCGAACAUGUACGGCUCGAUCUUCAGCGCGAUGCCGGGGCAGUAUGCGGCGCCGAGCCCGCAGGACUUUUCGUCGCAGAUUCAGGGCAUGCAGGACCCCGGCGGUGCUAACCUGCCUGGUGGUGUGCAGGGCGCGGGGUCGUCGUUUACGGAUAAUACGCUUGCGAUGUGGUCGGCUGCGCCGAGUGGGUUUGAGUGGGACGAUUGGGGGUCGUAUAUUAGUAGCGUUAGUGGGUUGAACAAUCCGAUGGGGUCGGGUCCGUCGCGGCCUGCUGGAGGGUGAUGGUUCGUUUGCAUGAUGGUGAACAGUGCUAUUUUAUAUCUGCUAGUGUAUCUCAAGUUUCGUGUUACCGUGAUUUUUGAAUGUAGCUGUACGUUCUUGUCUUAUCUGUCUUCC
Laetiporus sulphureus 93-53 is the source of this 2979-nucleotide messenger RNA. RefSeq lists its product as uncharacterized. The transcript has 15 exons. Lineage: Eukaryota; Fungi; Basidiomycota; Agaricomycetes; Polyporales; Laetiporaceae. Gene Ontology annotation, biological process: regulation of DNA-templated transcription; DNA-templated transcription. Gene Ontology annotation, molecular function: DNA binding; DNA-binding transcription factor activity, RNA polymerase II-specific; zinc ion binding. The record is from RefSeq and is a predicted model, not a curated record. Bases 118 to 2865 code for a protein of 915 amino acids.